Penicillium daleae is the source of this 1452-nucleotide messenger RNA. Its product is annotated as putative MFS transporter. Gene Ontology annotation, cellular component: membrane. NCBI's taxonomy places the organism in Eukaryota, Fungi, Ascomycota, Eurotiomycetes, Eurotiales, Aspergillaceae. The coding region runs from base 1 to 1452 and encodes 483 amino acids. Gene Ontology annotation, molecular function: transmembrane transporter activity. The record is from RefSeq and is a predicted model, not a curated record. Gene Ontology annotation, biological process: transmembrane transport. The transcript has 4 exons.
AUGGCAGACUCUGAAUCGCCCUCCAAGCCCCAUGCCAUCACAACCAUCGCCAGCGUCGAGAUCGACCCUCGGGCGGAGCGGGCGUUGGUCUGGAAAUUCGACCUUCGUUUGCUCCCCGUCCUGGCAAUCAUGUACCUGUUCAACAGUCUCGACAAAUCGAACCUAGGAAAUGCAAAGACGGCCGGUCUCGACGAAACCCUCCAUCUCAAGGGGAACCAGUACAACAUGAUCCUUAGUAUUUUCUUUGUUCCAUACGUCCUCACUGCACCGUUCCUCGGCCUUCUAGGCAAGAAGUUUGGACCGAAUAUUGUGCUCCCUUGUAUGAUGAUUACCUUUGGGAUGUGCACUAUCCUGGUGGUGGCUGUAUACAACUUCAGUGGUCUUUUCGCUAUCCGCUGGUUCUUGGGUAUGGCGGAGAGUGCUUUCUUCCCUUUGGUUAUCUACUAUCAGACAACUUUCUACCGCCGAGGAGAACUAGCCCGUCGACUAGCUAUCUUCUACGCCGCGCAAAGCAUCGCCUCAGCAUUCUCAGGCCUACUAGCCUUCGGUGUCUUCCGCAUCAACACCGGCCCCCUGGCACCAUGGCGCUACCUCUUUCUGAUUGAGGGUAGUGGCACCGUUCUCUUCGCCCUCUUUGCACUCUGGUAUCUGCCCCGGUCAGCCUCGGAAGCCAGUUUCUUGACUCCCCAGGAGAAGGAGCUUGCAUACCUGCGCCUCCAGAUCGACAGUUCCUCUGUCGUGGGCGAGAAACUGAAUAUCCGGGAUGCCUUCCGAAUCUUCAAGCACUGGACCAGCUGGGCCAUUCUGGCCAUUCAAAUCUGUCUUGGCGUGCCGCUCCAGGGAGUCCAACUCUUCCUUCCAGUCAUCAUCAAACGUCUUGGUUACAGCACCGUCAAGACGAAUCUCUACACGGUGGCACCCAACGUUUCCGGUGCAGCAAUGCUGUUGAUCCUCGCGUUUUGCAGUGACUGGACCAGAUGGCGAUUCCCCUUUAUUGCACUGGGCUUCCUGUUCACUUUUGUUGGAUUUAUCAUCUACGCAGCCAUUGAUGUUGAGCGUGACUUGAGUGUUGCAUACUUUGCUACGUUCAUGAUGGUUUGGGGUACAUCGGCACCUUCGGUUCUCCUUGACUCGUGGUACAACAACAACAUUGCCAACGAGGGAAGACGUGUUGUGCUUACUAGUAUCGCUGUCCCGGUCGCCAAUCUGAUGGGAGUCGUCAGCUCCAAUAUCUUCCGCACUCAGGAUGCACCCAAAUAUCUCCCAGCUCUAAUUACCACUGCUGCAUUUGGCGGAACUGGAAUCCUGUUGACUUUGGCUCUUGGUCUGUGGAUGAUGUUUGAUAAUAAGAAGAGAGACCGGAGGCAAGGUGUCAGCGUUAAAGCAAGGGAUAUUCCCACAGAGAACCUGAAUGAGGGUCCUGCAAGUGACGACUUCCGGUGGUUCUACUAG